Molecule: messenger RNA, 2837 nt
Organism: Diprion similis
Lineage: Eukaryota; Metazoa; Arthropoda; Insecta; Hymenoptera; Diprionidae
Gene: meng
Product: serine/threonine-protein kinase meng-po
Exons: 2
Coding region: 341-1504 (387 amino acids)
Biological process (GO): peptidyl-threonine phosphorylation; peptidyl-serine phosphorylation
Molecular function (GO): ATP binding; protein serine/threonine kinase activity
Source: RefSeq, a predicted model, not a curated record
CCGCGCACCAAUGAAAACGUGAUGCCGAAGCUCCGUUGGCAGGCAGGUAAACACAGUGACGAAAUGAUUUUUUGAGUGGCAGUUUUACUCUCAACAAUCGCGUCUAAUGACACAACUACAUUAUCACCUAAACGAGCAAUAAUUCAAACAAUAAUCAACAAACAAUCCACGCGUUACAUGUGAUUUAACAUUAUCCGCAAAACUGAUUUUCCCGGGGCCGGUUGUGAUUGCCGAGGAAACGAGGCGAUUUUACUCGAACCUGUGUCGACAAUGUAAAUCAAUUGUUUCUAAUAUCAGUGCAGUUUCUUGGAAUACCCCGUCGACAAGAGGCUAUUCAAAGAUGAAGCUUCACGAAAAAAAAGAGUCGGGCAUUCACCGCGUGCAGGAAGUCGCCCUCGAAGACUUGGACCUCACGAAGGAGUAUAACGUGGAGAAGACGUUGGGUGAGGGCAGCUUCGCGAAGGUGCUUCUGGCAAGGCACAAGCGAACGCAAACCCGGGUGGUGCUAAAAGCUGUGCACCAGGAGUUAACGUCGGAGAAGGACUUCUACAGGGAAUUCCACUAUUCGUACCACCUGAGUCCACACCCGAACAUCCUGAGCUCAUACGCAGUGGCCUUCAGGGCGGAAAACUGCUACGUCUUCGCCCAGGAGUACGCGCCGUUUGGUGACCUCUCGGGGAACGUCAAGGCUGGAGGGCUGUCCGAGGAUGUGAGCAAAAGAAUCGGAGGUCAGCUGGCCUCGGCGCUUGAUUUUUUACACUCCAAACAGCUGGCACACCGCGACGUGAAGCUGGAGAACGUCCUGGUCUUCACGCACGACAUGUCGAAGAUAAAACUCUGCGACUUUGGGUGCACCAAGAAGGAGGGAACCCUGGUGAACAGGAUACGAUGCACGUGGGUGCCGUUUCUACCACCGGAAGUCUACGAGGUGAUAAAGAACGAGCGAUACACCUGCAAGCGUAGCGCCGACUGCUGGCAGUUUGGGAUCGUGCUCUUCGUCUGCCUGACCGGAAACCCUCCCUGGCAGAGCGCUGACCUGAUCCAGGACCCCGACUACUCGGCCUUCCAACGUUGGCUCAAGCGAAGGACGACCAAGAUCCCCGCCAUGUUCAGGCGGUUCACGCCCCGGUUGCUCCGGUACUUUAGGCGGACAUUCGAACACAAGCCAGAGAAGCGAGCGAACAUCACCGAGAUCAACAAGUACCUGAAGGACUCCUGGUGCGUCAACAAACUCAGCCAUAGCGCCACCUCCACCUCCGUCGACGUCAGCGAAAGCCUCGCGAGGCGAGGCGACAGUCUGCUUUACCUGGACACGCUCGUCGACGACAAAAACAACGUCGACGAGAACAAGAACAAACUGAAGAAGCUGCUCAACAGCUACGGCCUCGAGACCACCGUUGACCAGAAGGUCGUUACCAAACGGAUCUGGGAAUGGGUCAUGCAGUGCGACUCCAACAUCGGUGAGCCCGGGCUGAUCGGCGGACUGAACUCCGAGCCCAUGUGAGUGCUGGCUAGGCCAUCGAGAUCGGUCAGCGAACCCAGCCUCAGGGUUGACGCGAAGGUACCUGUGGUCGAGUCGAUUCGAGACAUGCACGAAUGGCAGAGAUUCGUUGCUGCCAGUCUGGGCAGAGCGAAGAUCAAGUGCCAGAAGUCCGUCGAGGAGUAUCAGAGCACAAUUGCUCCAGUGAAUUCGUCGCGAUAGAACUUGGUACAGAUGUAGUAUUUAACCGCUGUCAAUUAUGCGUGGUAGGGGACGAGUUAGUAGUCUAUUACUACAGCUUGAUAGUUACGAUCGAUUAGAAUUGCUGGGUUGGCGAACGUGCCGCGAGUGAUUCGAGGUGAUCCGAAUUGGGUCGAACCAUGAGUGGCACGUGGGAUACGAGUGACACGCUCAAGUAUGAGUGAAUUUUCGAUUUUCCGGCUUCUGGACGAAAUGAAAUCAUGACUAAACUGUUCUUGCCAUCAUUCCGUUUAGCAUGAAAAAACACUCCAUAGCCGGUGAGGUAUGGAAAUAAUCUUAUCUUCGAAAUAAAAUCGCUAGUGUGUUAACGGCAGCCAUAUUGUUUCAUCUAUGAGCUUCGAAAUUCAUUGAUAAAAGAUUUGAGAAACAUUGCUUUUCAUCUUGUUAGCCAAAUUUUUACCAAACGCUGAAUAUUCGAACCUGAUAAAUUCAAGGUAAUGUCAGUAAUUAUGAUGUGCCACCAUUUUGUAAUUACGAUUGAUGAGUUAACGGGAGUUUUUUGGUAGCUGCGGUCGUUCGCCAAACUAUGCAUCUUUGAAAAACGAAAUAAAAACGUAGAUGCGUGAAUGACGGUUUGAUGAUACGGGUAGAAUUUCACCAAAGUUCAAUUAUACUUUUAAAAUUAUUGUACAUAGAUAUUCUGAACUUGGUUAACUCUACGUCGGAUGAUGAUGUCAUGUCACGCGUGAUUCGUCUUGUAACUCCGCGAUGAGAAUGAUAAUUACUUUGAAUGAAAUGAUGGGAAAAUUCGCAGUUUUCCUCAUGUAUGUUUUACUUCCUCGGCCGAAUGAACAAACAAGUAUUUUUGUCAAUGUAUUAAAAGUCCGGCGUCUAAGGAGCGCUAUCCAUGUCGGACUGAUAGAGACAAUAAAUAACAUUUCCAUGAAAUUUACUUGCUAAGAUGAUAAUAGAUAUUAAUGAUAACAUUGAUAGCCGUCUUGAUAUAAUAUAACAUUAACAAAUAUAGUGACAGCAAUGAUAAUAAUCAUCGCGUUAGUGUACAGACAUAUUUGUUGUAGUAGCGAUAUCCUAUUAGAAAUCGUUUAAUCAUCAACAAUCGGAGUUUUGACAAAUAGAGCAACAAUUUUCGACAUGC